Molecule: messenger RNA, 2823 nt
Organism: Caenorhabditis briggsae
Lineage: Eukaryota; Metazoa; Nematoda; Chromadorea; Rhabditida; Rhabditidae
Gene: Cbr-osm-9
Product: Protein CBR-OSM-9
Exons: 15
Coding region: 1-2823 (940 amino acids)
Biological process (GO): calcium ion import across plasma membrane
Cellular component (GO): membrane
Molecular function (GO): protein binding; calcium channel activity
Source: RefSeq, a predicted model, not a curated record
AUGGGUGCCGGAGGUUCUCGAAACAAAACGGAACCACGUGGCGAGGGUGUCAAACUCGCGUUCGAUCCCGACGAGAAAUGGUCGAAUUUGUAUCGAGAACGAGAGAAGAAUCACUUGUACAAGUGGGUUGGUGUCAGGAAAGGCGGAGAACUUAUCAACAUUUACGAAAGAGAUGGAGAGGAAGGAGUUUUGAAGUUCGCCGAGGAAAAAUUGCUAACGAUUCUUUAUGAAGAAGGAAAUACGCCAAAAUUAGUCUCUUACAGUGACUACAUCAAGUGGAAGAAGGGGGUGAACGUUCAACUCGGUCUCAGCGAAGAAUCCGUCGACAUGCAACAGUCUCGUUUCAAGGAACACUACGCCUUGUGGAAACUCAACAAAAGAGGUGUCGAUGGAGAGAAUCUGAUUCAUUUGUUGCUCAACAGAGAACAACAAGUGUGCUAUGAGAUUGCUAGGAUACUGCUGAAGAGAUUUCCAGGGAUGUCGAAUGACAUUUAUUUGGGUGACGAACAGUUUGGCCAAUCCGCUCUCCACUUGGCCAUCGUUCACGAUGACUAUGAAACUGUCAGUCUUCUUCUGAACAACAAAGCUGAUGUCAAUGCACGUGCCUGUGGAAACUUCUUCUUACCCGAAGACUACAAACUGACCAAUAAAAUCACCGACUAUCAGGGAUAUGCCUACUAUGGAGAGUAUCCGUUAGCGUUUGCUGCUUGCUUCGGUAACAAGGACAUUUAUGAUUUGUUGAUCCAGUUUGGAGCCAAUCCAAAUCUUCAAGAUUCCUUUGGAAAUACAAUUCUGCAUAUGUGUGUCAUCAAUUAUAGUAGUUCCAUGUACUCCUAUGCUGUCCGUCAUUGGGCGAAACCCGCCGAUCCCCACGUUGUCAAUCAUGCUGGAUUCACACCAUUGACCUUGGCCACCAAGUUGGGUCGCAAACAUAUUUUCGAGGAAAUGCUGGAGAUUAUGAAAGUGGAGUUCUGGAGAUUCUCGGAUAUGACAUGUUCGGCAUACCCGUUGAACACUUUGGACACAAUUCAGCCAGACGGGUCGACAAAUUAUGACUCCGCCCUAAUGACAGUAAUCAACGGGUCAACACCAGAACAUUUGGACAUGAUUGGAAGUGAAGUUAUUCAGAGAUUGUUGGCUGAUAAGUGGAAGGCAUUUGCGCAGCGAAAACUGAUUGAACGUCUCGUUCUUCUAAUCUUCCAACUCAUCACCCUAUCAAUUGUCGUCUAUAUCCGUCCAACAGAAUUGCCCCGCUUGUAUAUGGACAAGCCCCUAUGGGAUGAUUGGAUCCGCACAAUUUGUGAAAUUCUAACAAUUUUAAACUGUCUAUUCUUCAUUGGUGUUCAACAAUUUGGGGAGAUUCAGACACAAGGAAUGCGAGGCUAUUUGAGAAAUUUGAAAACCGCACCUGCAAAAGCCGUCUUCUGUAUCGCUAAUCUCUCCCUCCUCCUCUGUAUUCCAUUCCGCCUACUUCGAAAACACGAAAUCGAAGAAGCCCUUUUCGUUUUCGCACUUCCCGGUUCCUGGAUCUUCCUGUUGUUCUUCGCACGUUCUGCUAAGCUCACUGGACCCUUCGUACAAAUGAUCUACAGUAUGAUUGCCGGAGAUAUGAUUCGGUUCGCGAUUAUUUCGGCGAUCUUUCUCGUUUCGUUCUCGCAAGUAUUCUACUUUGUCGGAAAAGACAUGGAUGCCAAACAAAAACUCGAAGACACCAAUCCCCAUGCUUGCCGUAUUUCUGGAUACACAAUCUACACAUACAACACGUUCCCAGAGACUUUCAUCACUCUUUUCCGUGCCUCAAUGGGUGGAUAUGAUUACGAAGAAUUCUCAUGUGCCAACUAUCAAGCCCUUACCAAGACUCUUUUCGUACUGUAUAUGUUCGUCAUGCCAAUUAUGAUGAUCAACAUUCUCAUCGCUAUGAUGGGUAACACCUACACAACAGUCAUUGCACAGGCCGAGAAGGCAUGGAGACAACAGUAUGCUCAGAUUGUGAUGGUUUUGGAGAGAUCGGUUGGAAAGGAACGGUUAGCUGCGAGUCAGUUGGAAUACAGUAUUCGAUUGGAUCAGGAAGGAUCAUCUGGAAUGGAAGUCCGUGGGCUUAUGGUCAUCAAACAAACCAAAAAGACACGUGCUCGUCAACGGAAACAAGCAAUUUACAACUGGAAAACAAUCGGAAGAAAAGUGAUCCACACAAUUGACAAAGUGGGAACCGAACAGGCGGUUCUCCUGCUACACGGACAUGAUCGUUUGGAUAGAGUUUAUGAAGAUCAUGUUCAGCCUGAAAAAGUACCUUCUCGAUCAAGAACACCUACUAGAAUUGGAACUAGUCUUCACGCUUCAAAACGUCUCAAAACCACUAUGGUUGUGGGCGCCGCGGCGGCCGCCGCUAAUCAUGAGGUUCGAACUGAUGACGCUGUCAACAGUAUGCUCCUUUCUGCACCACCAAGUCUGUCUGGGGAGGGAGGAACGAUGGAUUGGCAACCAUCUAUUACACCGGUUGAGGAGCGAAGUGAAUCGAAGACUAAUUCUUCGCAAGAAAGAUCUGAAGCAUCAAGUCCGAUGAUUGUGAUUCCACAGGUUCUGAAAGCACCGGUUAAAGUUGAUUCCCCGAUUCGUGUGCAGGAAUAUAGCCGAACCGUCCGUGUCCGUGGAGCCGACACAAUUCCAUCCAUUGAACUUCCGAACAUCCCUAGCAAGUCAACUGCGACAACACCACCCCAUCGUGCAGUUUCUCCACGUCUUCGGGCGGAUAUGUUCAGAAGACAUCCGCAUACAUCGUCGUUCGAUGCUGCCGCACCACCGGCACCUCCAAAAGAGGAAUAA